Messenger RNA from Penicillium brasilianum, 1128 nucleotides. The record is from the annotation of a GenBank genome assembly. NCBI's taxonomy places the organism in Eukaryota, Fungi, Ascomycota, Eurotiomycetes, Eurotiales, Aspergillaceae.
AUGUCCACAAAAACUAAAACCCUCAAAGCAUCCUGCCACUGCCAAAACACCCAAUUCACAAUCACCGUGCCGACCACCGCCCUCCCCCUCAAUAUCCACCUCUGCCACUGUACAAUCUGCCGCUACGUCCACGGCGCUCCCUGCUGUUUCCACAGCCCGCUCCCGGACGGCGUGGACCUCGACUUCGUCGCCCCUUCCAGCAAAGAUAACCUCACCUCGUACACACAUCAGAGCUUCCAGUCCCGGAAAUGGUUCUGCAAGACGUGUGGCUGCCAUAUUGGGGAUAGUUCGUUGACGGGGGAGGUGUCGUGGACGAUUUCCACGGCGGUGUACGAUGCGAAUCGCGGGGACGAGGGCGUUUGGCGGUUCAAGAGCCAUAUGUGUCCGGCGUCUACGGGGGAUGGGGGUCUGUCUGCGGUUUUUGGGGAGAUUGAGGGGGUGAAGUUGGGGAUGUGGGAUGUGGACUUGGCCGAUGCUGCUUCGGAGCAAGGGAAUGCCGGUGCGGCGAUAACGACUGCGCCCGUUGCCGUUCCUGAAAAGAAAGAGUCGCGUGAUGACAAUGGUGAUGGCGAUGGCGAUGCUAACGCAGAGGACAAAUUACUUGCCCAGUGUCAUUGCGGUGGUGUAUCCUUUCACAUCUCCCGACCCCGGGAAUCCUUCAUCAAUAGCGACGCCGGUAAGACCUGGCUCUCGCCGAUUGAUAGAACCCGCUGGCUGGCCAGUCUUGACGUCUGCGACGACUGCCGUCUGGCCACGGGGACGAACGUGAUCGGCUGGAUAUUCGUUCCAAUCGACCACAUCUCGCCCGCCGUGCCUUUGGAUCUUCUCGUUGGAUCGUCUACGGCGUACCAAUCUACGGAGGACGUGGUCCGGACGUUCUGUGGGACAUGCGGGGCGACGGUGUUUUACUGGUGCAAGGAACGACCGGAGAUUGUGGACGUUGCGACGGGACUCUUGCGUGCGCCGGAGGGGGUGAUGGCGGAGAAUUGGGCGGUUUGGAGGGCUGGACGGUUGGCGUGGCCGGAGAAUGGGCUGAGGUAUCACGAGGGAUUUACGAGGGCGUUGAUGGAAGGGAUGAAGCAGUGGGGGAAAGAGAGAGGACAUGCGGAGGAGUUUGUAGUGCCAUAA